AUAUCAUAUAAUAAAUGAUCAAAGGUAUAUGUCAUUGACCUUAAACCCACAACUACAAUCAUCAUCAUUAUUUUGCUUUCAACUCAUAAACAUUGAAAACAACCAAACACCGAUCAAAAUAUUUUCAAGAAAAAAUGAAUUUUAUUUUCAAAUAAUAAUCGUUAUCGAUUCACAGAUUAGAUUAGAUAAACAAAAAAUGUUUUCAACAAAAAUCAAUCGAAGUAAUAAAACAAUGAUUAUUGGAUUGUUAAUCUUAUUCCUGAACAUCUCUUCCACUACCAAUCAACGAUCCAAAAUUUUAUCCAGUUCAACAAAAUCAUCACAAUGGCAAGGAAUUUCACCUACGCUAAAUCAAUCGUCAUCCGGAUCAGUAUCGUCAUUACAACAGCCAACUCAACAACGUAUUCAUCAAUUGAAUAAAUCACAAAAUGAACAAUGGAUUGGUAAUGGUCAUCUGCAAUUUACAUUCGAUUUAUUGGCCGCUAUAUUUAUGAAUAGUAUUGAUUUGAAAACUGGAAAUUUCGACUCGAUUGUAUUUUCCCCAUUCAGUAUUCAAUCAAUGUUAAUGAUGAUACAUUUAGGUGCUAAAGGUGUGACGCGAAACGAAAUUACCAAAAUGUUGCAUUUGGAUCCAUCGGAAAAUAAUGUUACAUUUUCCAAAACACAUGAAGCUUAUAGCCAAGCUGUCAAAAGUUUAAUCGACGAUUCAAACAUAAGUAAAUCAUUGCAUAGUGCUAAUCAGAUUUUUGUGCAAGAAACGCUGCAAGUUUCCCCAACAUAUUUAUCCGCAUUGAAUCAUUAUCAUUUUUCCUCGAUUCGUUAUCUGAAUUUUGCGAAAGAAUCGAAUCAAGUAUUAACCACGAUUAAUGAUUGGAUUGAAAAACAAACCCAACAUAUGAUUACCAACUUCCUCACAACACCACCAUCACCGGCAACAACAUUAAUGGCUGUUAAUGCUAUCCGGUUUAAAAGUGAUUGGCAAUAUCGUUUCGAUCCAAGCGAUACCGAAAAAGCAGCCUGGUUUCGAAUGUUGAACGGCCAAAUGACGUCAGUCGAUAUGAUGGUCGGUCAGCAUCCGGUGGCAUUUGCAUAUAGUCCAUCGCUUCAAACAUCAAUCAUAGAAUUGCCAUUCAAAAUGCAACGUUUAAGUUUUUUCCUUCUACUUCCUAACGAUACUUUUGGUCUGUUUUCAUUGUUGAAUUCAUUGAACGCAACUGCAUUUGCUGAUCUAAUUUAUUCGAUGCGUAAAGUUGGCAACAAUAACAACAACGGUGAUAAAACAUUUGGAGCAGGAUCACCAAGUGGUGGUGGUGGUGUGAAUAUUCGUAUACCAAAAUUUUCGAUAAGUUCAAUGCCACGAAUUAGUGAAAUAAUGAAAACCCAAAUGGGUGUGAAAAGUUUAUUUUCAACUGAAUCAGCUAAUCUAGAAGCUAUGUUCAAUCGCUAUAAUGGCCGUAUUCAUAUGGGUGAUUUAUUACAUAAAGCUAUCAUCAAAAUUGAUGAACAAGGUAGUAUUGGUGCAGCUGUAAGUACAUCAUCUAUUGAACGUAUCGGUGCAUUUAAUGGACCUUAUUUUGAAGCUGAUCAUCCAUUCAUUUAUCUAUUGAUGGAUAAACAAACUGGCUUGGCAUUGUUUGCCGGUAUUUAUGCUGGACCAUCAAAAGAUGAUCAAAAAGAAAUACAAAAAUCAUCAACAUCAACAUCUACAGCAACAGCAAAAACACCAAUCCAACAACCAAUGAAAAAUCCCAGUCAACCGCAAACGCAACCACAAUCGCAAUCGCAACCACAAUCAUAUCAUCAUCGUUUACAUUUAAAUCAAUAUACAAUAUUCGGUAUGCAAACUGAUAAUAUUGAUAAUAAUAAUAAAAUGAAAUAUAAAUUGUAAAAUCUUUUUUCUAAA
Messenger RNA from Dermatophagoides pteronyssinus (European house dust mite), 1903 nucleotides. RefSeq names its product leukocyte elastase inhibitor-like. The record is from RefSeq and is a predicted model, not a curated record. Lineage: Eukaryota; Metazoa; Arthropoda; Arachnida; Sarcoptiformes; Pyroglyphidae. Gene Ontology annotation, molecular function: serine-type endopeptidase inhibitor activity.